AUGGGCAAAUCAAACAGCAAGUUGAAGCCAGAGGUUGUGGAGGAGCUGACAAGAAAGACAUAUUUCACAGAGAAAGAAGUACAACAAUGGUACAAAGGCUUCAUCAAAGAUUGUCCGAGUGGUCAGCUGGAUGCUGUUGGGUUUCAGAAGAUUUACAAGCAGUUCUUCCCAUUUGGAGACCCCACAAAAUUUGCCUCAUUUGUCUUUAAUGUAUUUGAUGAAAAUAAGGAUGGACGUAUCGAAUUUUCGGAGUUCAUCCAAGCCUUGUCUGUGACGUCUCGAGGGACCCUGGAUGAGAAGCUGAGAUGGGCUUUUAAGCUAUAUGAUCUCGAUAAUGACGGCUACAUCACCCGAGAUGAGAUGUUAAACAUUGUGGAUGCCAUAUAUCAGAUGGUGGGGAACACUGUGGAGCUCCCUGAAGAAGAAAACACUCCAGAGAAACGUGUGGACCGUAUAUUUGCAAUGAUGGACAAGUACUGA
Molecule: messenger RNA, 480 nt
Organism: Knipowitschia caucasica
Lineage: Eukaryota; Metazoa; Chordata; Actinopteri; Gobiiformes; Gobiidae
Source: the annotation of a GenBank genome assembly